AGGAGAGGAUCCGGACUCAAGAUAGAGAGAGUGCGAGCGUGUGCGAUGCGUAUUUAUACACACAUUCCUUAGCUUCAAUUCGCACACACACACUCUCUCUCUCUCUCAAUCUCUCUCUCUCUGUAAAUUGUGUUUGAAGAUGGUGGAUUUCGCUCGCGUACAGAAGGAGCUUCAAGAAUGCAACAAAGACAACGAUGUCUCGGGCAUAAGCAUCAAGCCUAAAGGCGACAAUCUCACGCAUUUGGCCGGAACGAUUCCUGGUCCUCUCGCUACUCCUUACGAAGGCGGCACUUUCAACAUCGACAUUAUCUUGCCCGAUGGGUACCCUUUUGAACCUCCACGAAUGCAAUUUGCUACAAAAGUUUGGUCCAAUUUGUGUCUGCCGUCCAAAUCAUUAACGGAAUAGCAUUGCACGUGCAUUUCACGUGAUACGAAAGGCUGCUAUGAAGGUCAAAAUGGAUAUUUCAUUCUCAACCGCAUGUGCCAUACAUGUGAGGCGAAUUGGGGUUAAAAAAAUGGGGGUUUUGUGGUUUUCAGAUCAUCGAUUCAAUCUUUAGAACUUCAAUUGAGGCUAGGGUUUGUGGUUUUCUUGAAAAAUCGAAGGGUUUUGCAACAUUAUUUGUGUUCAUUGAGGCCGGAUGGCCAUGGCGAAGUAUCAAGAUAGUUAUAUACCAAAAUGUAAGUAUAAUUUUUUUAGUUUUUGGUUAAUAUUUUUGCAUGGUUAUGAUUUUUUAAGUAUUUUAGGUCAGUUUUGUAUAUUUUUGGUUACUUUUUUAUUUGUUGAAUCUUUUUUGUUUACUGUGUUCUUUUGAAGAAAGUGAAUUUUGAAGUAUAUGUAUUGUUCCAAAAAGUGAAGUCUUUUUAUAUGUGUUUGUUUGAUUAUCCCCUGUCUUUUAGUAUGUGUUUUUUUUCGAGUGUGUUUUCAUGCUUUUUUGUGAAUGAUACUGUGGUCCCAUGCAUUUGCAUAUGUUCCUCAUUUUUUUAUUUUUUAAUGUUAUAAUGGUCCAAUGCCUAUACAGACAUCAAUGCUGAUCACUUUACCAUUAAAGUGAAUCAUGGUGGCUAAUUUAGGACAGAAAAUGGACAGAGGUCUUAUGUUGAAGGCCAAGUAGAUUACAUUGACUACAAUGAUAGGGGGAGGAUGUCAUUACUUAUAUUGGUUGAAUGUGCCCAAAUGGUAGGAUAUAGUAAUUUUGUUGGAUUUCAUUACAGAGUCAGUGAGAAUUAGAGCUUGGAUGGAGGAUUUAAAUUUAUUAGUUCUGAUAAGGAUGUGUAUGAAAUGAUGAAAUUUAUAGUGGCAGGUGUAUUGAAACUUUAUAUUGAGGAACCUGUCCCUGUUCCACUAAGUUUUGAUGAACAUUUCUAGGAUGUCAAUGUAGAGGAAUGAGACUAGGAAUACAACACAACAGAAUGGAGUAUUUAUGAACCUAGUGUUGAUGGGGAUAAACAUAGUUCAAAUUCUGCUUCAGAACCUGAAUAUGAAGUAUUUGUUGAUAGUGAUUACAGCUUGAAUGAGGAACCAAUGGCAGGAGUGGACCAAUAUGCAAGUAAGCUACCAGAAAAUAGUCAUGUUCAAGAUUUUUCUGAACCAGAAAGUGAGCAAUGAGAUUUCUCAGAUGGGUUUGCUAGCCUUGAAGAAUCAAAAGAUGGAGAUGAUGGGUUGCCAAAGGCCAAGUACAAAGAGUUCAAAUAUGC
Messenger RNA from Camellia sinensis, 1695 nucleotides. The record is from RefSeq and is a predicted model, not a curated record. NCBI's taxonomy places the organism in Eukaryota, Viridiplantae, Streptophyta, Magnoliopsida, Ericales, Theaceae.